AUGGAAGCUGCCCAAUUGAUUUCUCAAGAGUGGGAUUCUCUUAGUGGACAGUGCACGGCUGAAGAAGCUGAUUUCAUGACUCACUUCCUUGGUGGCAAUACCAACUAUUCAUAUUUUCCUUCAAGUGUUGCAAAUGCUAAUUCUAUGUGUUUCUCCCAAGGGAGUAGCACAAACACUGCUAAUAGUGCUGAUAUAUUUUCCACCACAACAAAUAGUGGCAUCUACUUCUGUGAUAAGGAACCAAAGGUUGAUUCCUUGUCCAUGCUUUUUUGCUUGGGAGAAGAUGCUAAAUUUAGUCCACAAUAUUUCAAUGAUAGUUUUAGCCAUCAGAUAAAUUAUGAAAGCAUUGAUCAUGAGAGGUUAUGUUUGGAACCUUCUUCAGAAGAAAAUAGAAGCCAAAACACGGAGAACCCUGCAAAAAGAUUGAGGACCUCAAAUGCUUCCAUGGAGCUAAAUGAGGGAACAUCUCCAAUUCUAAGUCCAAAAGAACCUGAAGCGCCGAAUUUAUGUAGAAAAUCAAGAGCAAGAAAUGGUCCUGCCACUGAUUCUCAGAGCAUUUAUGCAAGAAGGAGAAGAGAAAGAAUAAAUGAAAGGUUGAGAGUAUUGCAAACACUUGUCCCAAAUGGAACUAAGGUGGACAUUAGCACCAUGCUUGAAGAAGCUGUUCAAUAUGUCAAGUUUUUGCAGCUUCAAAUUAAGGUUCUGAGUUCUGAGGAUAUGUGGAUGUAUGCUCCAUUAGCUUACAAUGGAAUCAACAUUGGAUUAGACCUCACUUUUUCAUAG
This is a messenger RNA of Vicia villosa (hairy vetch), 783 nucleotides long. Its product is annotated as transcription factor bHLH139-like. Gene Ontology annotation, cellular component: nucleus. Gene Ontology annotation, biological process: regulation of transcription by RNA polymerase II. The record is from RefSeq and is a predicted model, not a curated record. Lineage: Eukaryota; Viridiplantae; Streptophyta; Magnoliopsida; Fabales; Fabaceae. The transcript is spliced from 4 exons. Gene Ontology annotation, molecular function: protein dimerization activity; DNA-binding transcription factor activity, RNA polymerase II-specific; RNA polymerase II cis-regulatory region sequence-specific DNA binding. The coding region runs from base 1 to 783 and encodes 260 amino acids.